Molecule: messenger RNA, 1177 nt
Organism: Camelus dromedarius (Arabian camel)
Lineage: Eukaryota; Metazoa; Chordata; Mammalia; Artiodactyla; Camelidae
Product: keratin-associated protein 4-9-like
Exons: 2
Coding region: 76-792 (238 amino acids)
Cellular component (GO): keratin filament
Source: RefSeq, a predicted model, not a curated record
UAAGGAGACAUUCAGACUCAAGAAAGCACUUCCGUGGAAACCCACUCGUGGAACCCCAAUCCUUCCAUUGACACCAUGGUCAGCUCCUGCUGUGGCUCCGUCUGUUCUGAGGAGGGCUGUGGCCAAGGCCUCUGCCAGGAGACCUGCUGCCGCCCCAGCUGCUGCCAGACCACCUGCUGCAGGACCACCUGCUACCGCCCCAGGUGCUGUGAGUCCAGCUGCUGCAGACCCCAGUGCUGCCAGUCCGUGUGCUGCCAGCCCACCUGCUGCCGCCCCAGGUGCUAUGAGUCCAUCAGCUGCAGACCCCAGUGCUGCCAGUCUGUGUGCUGCCAGCCCACCUGCUGCCACCCCAGCUGCUGCAUCUCCAGCUGCCAGCCCAUCUGCUGCCGCCCCAGGUGCUGUGAGUCCAGCUGCUGCUGCCCCAGAUGCUGCAUCUCCAGCUGCCAGCCCAUCUGCUGCCACCCCAGGUGCUGUGAGUCCAGCUGCUGCCGCCCCAGAUGCUGCAUCUCGACCUGCUGCCGCCCCAGCUGCUGCCAGACCACCUGCUGCAGGACCACCUGCUACCGCCCCAGGUGCUGUGAGUCCAGCUGCUGCAGACCCCAGUGCUGCCAGUCCGUGUGCUGCCAGCCCACCUGCUGCCGCCCCAGGUGCUGUGAGUCCAGCUGCUGCCGCACCUGCUGCUGCCUGCGCCCAGUCUGUGGCCAGGUCUCCUGCCACACCACUUGCUAUCGCCCCACCUGUGUCAUCUCCACCUGCCCCCGCCCCAUGUGCUGUGCAUCCUCUUGCUGCUGAAUCUCUGCUUUGGACACACUACUUCCUCCUUUGUCUUCUCCCUACAGAUGUAGACCCUCCUCUCUAAAAAUGUGGAGUGCUCAAGAUAACUGAUCUCUUGAAUCUCAUAAACAAACCCCUACUGGGCGCACAUUCUAACUUCUGUCUAUACUCCCUCCCUUCUAAAUGAAUUCAUUCAUAAUCUCCUCGUAAAUUAAAUUCCCUCAACAUCCCUCCCUUUGUCUUCAGGACAUCCAUUCUUCAUGAUUAAGGAAUUGGUUUCCAUCACUUACAGGGCCACAGAUUUUAACCCCUCAACAAGGAAUUCCAAUGACGUCUUUCGGUGUACUCUUUUGCAAAGAUUUUCCUAUAUCUGAUUAUGUUCAUGUACCAAAAUAAACUUCUC